Gaeumannomyces tritici R3-111a-1 is the source of this 639-nucleotide messenger RNA. RefSeq lists its product as hypothetical. The record is from RefSeq and is a predicted model, not a curated record. Bases 1 to 639 code for a protein of 212 amino acids. The transcript has 3 exons. Lineage: Eukaryota; Fungi; Ascomycota; Sordariomycetes; Magnaporthales; Magnaporthaceae.
AUGGUAGACCAGCACAACAAGCUGGAAGCUAAGCUCGUAGCAGCAAAAGAGAAGGUGCUUCGUUUGCAGAAGCAAAAACGGAUGUGGCUGGAUAAGGUGAUCCGCGCGGUCCGGCGCGGUAUCGAUAGUGUCGAGGAAUUGGUGCGGGUUAAGCGCGAGGAGGCCGAGCAGGUGGCCAUUCAGGCGGCCCCUGACCCACUCUCUUUAUCCGCUUCCGGGCUUUCACCGUUAUCCUUGGGUAAGGCAGAUCCUGGGGUUAAUCCAAAUCUAAACCUGCUUGCCCUUCUUCAACCCGGUGUCUCUGCCGAUACUCCUGUAAAGCCUCCUGGCAGUUCCCAAAUCGAGCUUGAGGAGGCAGAGGAGAAAGUGCUCCGUUUGCGCAAACAGAAACGGACGUGGCUCGAAAAGAUGAUGCGCGCGAUCCGGCGCGGCAUUAACAGGGUGGAGGAGUUGGAACUAGGCGGCCCGGCCCCGCUGAGUUUGGCUAAAGCACGGCUCCUUUUAAGAGAGGUAGCGGAAGCAGGCCUCCGUACGCUCAGCGCCGGCGCCGCUGGUGUCGAUACGACGGGCAACGGCCCGGCCCUGCUUGCCCCGGGCACCAACGGCAGCGUCGUUAUCGUCGUCGCCAUAGUUAAGUGA